This is a messenger RNA of Anneissia japonica, 5069 nucleotides long. Its product is annotated as complement C3-like. Gene Ontology annotation, cellular component: extracellular region. The coding region runs from base 86 to 4918 and encodes 1610 amino acids. Lineage: Eukaryota; Metazoa; Echinodermata; Crinoidea; Comatulida; Comatulidae. The record is from RefSeq and is a predicted model, not a curated record. The transcript has 37 exons. Gene Ontology annotation, molecular function: endopeptidase inhibitor activity; protein binding.
AAGGUCACAAUUACUCCGCCCGUGUUUCCUUCAGUAGUAGAAUAGUACGCUGUCCACUACAAGAACAUUAGAAGACACAGGAGAAAUGUUUGCAACUGAUUUAAUCUUCAGCUUAUGUUUUUUGACAUUUUUACAGAACUGUCUUGGGAAUCCACCGUCGUACCUAAUUACAAGCCCAGAUGUCUUGCGUGUUGGAACCGAGGAAACGGCCUUGGUGAACGUCUUUAACACUGCUGAAGACACGGUAUCUGUACAGAUUUAUAUAGAAAAUUACCCGAAUCGAGAGAAUCGUUUUUCAGAAGUUACUGUGGAUGUUACCGCGGAUUCUCCAAAGAUUGUGAAACUUCGUAUCAAUCCAGAUGACAUUGUACCAACCAAUUCAGAAUUAAAGUUUGUGUAUUUAGUGGCCAAGUCUCAAUCCCCAGCACUCACUUUUGUAAAGGAAAAACGAGUCUUAAUUACAUACAGACAAGGAUAUGUAUUUAUACAAACGGACAAACCAUUAUAUACACCUGAACAGCAAGUUAUGAUACGAAUCAUUCCUUUGGAUAUGCAAAUGUUACCAUCCACUGACAAGUUCCGUCUUGAAAUUAUUAACGGUAACGGGAAUAUUGUGGAAAAGCUUGAUGAUCUGCAAACCGAGCAAACAGGUUCUGGCUUCUACUCUUAUCCGUACCAGUUUCCCAAAUUCCCAGUAUUUGGCAACUGGACAGUAAAGGUUUCCUACGGUUAUUUGUAUAAAUUGGAGUCAACAGUUAAGUUUGAAGUAAAAGAAUAUGUUCUUCCAACUUUUACGGUAAAAUUUAAAGUAAAACCAGCGUAUGUGUUACCAUCAACAACUCGGUUCCUAAUUGAAAUGGAAGCUAAGUAUAUCUAUGGCGAAGCCGUGCAAGGAAUUUACAAUCUCAAUGUGGGAUACAUAGAUGCAAAUGGCGAAACAGUUGUAAUGCGAAAAUUCAGUGGUGACGUAGGCCUACAUGGAAAGGAUUCGUUUUCCCAAAGUGUUUCUCUGGCUGAAAUAAUUGGAAACGAAUUUCGAGAAUUAGAUGGGAAGAAACUGUACCUGGAAGCCAUAGUGAAGUCCAGUGAUGGGAAGGUUGAAAAAUGCAUUGACACCAGCGCUCCAUUUACCUUCAUAGCUUACAAAUUACAAACGAUGAAUAUGUUGAAAUACUUCAAGCCAGGCUUGCCUUAUAGCGGGAAGGUGAAAUUACUUCAAGCAAACAACAAGCCAGCAGUCCAAACACCGGCGGUUGUCUCAGUCACACUUGAUGGAGAGCCUUUCAUGUUUUCACCAGGAGACGAUGAGCUGGAAAUAAGUAGUAAUGAAUUUGGAGACAUCAGCAUGAGAAUUGACAUCCCUAAAAAUACUAAGAGUGUUACUAUCACUAUAACACCAAAAGGAGAGAUGGUUGAAUCUGAAAACGGAGAGUUUGAAGUGACUUUAACUGAGCACGUAACUUCUAGUGGAGAUGCUAUGCUCGUUAGAGCUACAACUGACGUAGUGCCUGGCAACAUUAUUGGAUUUGAAGUGGUACUAACUGCCGACACUGUUGUGGAUCGCAUAUACUUUAUGGUAGUUUCCAAAGGAAAGAUUUUAGAGCAAGGAAGUACGAAUGUUGGGGGCGUUGUUAUAACACUAAAUAUUCCAAUCACGUUUGAAAUGACACCUAGUGCUCGUAUAAUCACAUACUUCGUUGAUAAGAAUAACAAGAUUGUAGCUGACUCUCUGUACUUGGACAUCAAUGAAGAAUGUGAAAAUCAGGUGACACUAAGGACGGAGAAUGACAAAUAUGAGCCAAGCGAUCCCGUAAAUUUAUUGAUGUAUGCUAAACCAAAUACUUACAUUGGACUUGUAGCGGUAGAUAAAGCAGUACUACAACUACGUGACACAAGCAGAUUAACUUUAAAAAAGAUGUUCGAAACUAUGGAAACGUUUGACCUAGGUUGUGGACCCGGUGGAGGUAUAAAUGCUCAAAGUGUAUUUGAGGAUUCUGGUCUUUCAACCGUUAGUGAUGUGAUUGAUACUGAUUUGAAGAUAGGUUUUGGUUGUCAGAACAGCCAACGAAGAAGAAGAGCCCUACCGUAUACAUACCAAGAUGAAUCUGAUCCAGAACUUGUCGAAAUUUGUGAGCAAGGUUUUCAAAUAAUUAAAGGUAUGACAUGUGAGCAACGAACUGAGCGGAUUGCAAAAAGAAAAGAUCUUCCAGUGGAUAAUCCACUUGUGCAGAGAUAUUACAAUUGCUGUCGUUUGAUGGUCGAUGGAAUGAGUCGCGGAAGAAUUGGAGGUGGUAAUCCAGAUAGCGAAUUUAUUGACGACAUCUUCGUCCCAGAGAGGAGUGAUUUCAGGGAAAGCUUCUUAUUUGAAGAUGUUUUAAUUCCGGAGGAAGGGGAAAUAGGGCAUGAGUUCACCCUACCAGAUAGCAUCACUAAGUGGCUGAUCCAGGGCGUGGCAUUAUCACGUGACCUAGGCAUGUGUGUAGCAAAUCCAGUCACAUUAACAGCAUUUAAGAAAAUAUUCAUUCAGCUUGAUGUGCCUUACUCAGUAGUUCGUGGAGAACAGGUCGAAAUCAAAGCAACUUUGUUUAAUUAUGACGAACGCAAAAGAAGCAUAAAGGUGGCCAUGUACUUAAUAGGAACAGAAGGGAUUUGCUCUGAAGCUCAUGCAGGUCAGAGGUCAAGCAAAAAAGAUUUUGAAGUGAAUCCUGAUGAUUCAUAUUCUGUGACAUAUCCGAUGAUUCCGCUUAAAGUUGGCGAGUUUGAGAUACGAGUUGUUGCAUACACCUCUGUAUUGAAUGAUGCGGUUACCAAAACACUUAGAGUUAUUCCAGAGGGUGUGACACGUUACUUCACCUUGUCACAAAUUUUAGAUCCAUCGGGAAAACUGAAUGGACAACCAGAGGUCAAUGAGUUACAGGAGUCCAGUGCCAUUCAAGCUGAUCAAUUGCGAAAUCGUGAAAAAAGAAGUCAGACAGAUAUCGUUGAUCUGAGACUACCACCCGAUGCUAUCGAAGGCACAGCUCACUGCAAAGUUAAAUUCACUGGUAAGAUAAAGAUAACAAACAAUUAUUCUUGGUCCAUUGUCAAGGGAGGUGUCCAAGGCGAUGUUUCGUUCACUGCAUAUGUUCUGAUUACUCUCUUGGAAUGUUCCUGUGCUGAACAUGCUAAUCAAGUUUCAAGUGCUGUUGAAAAAGCUGUAACGUUUAUUGAAACAGAGUUUGAGAAGGGCGUGAUUACGAGACCUUUUGCCGUUGCAAUUGCAACGUUUGCACUUACACUUGCAGAUAGUCCUGUCAAAGACAGAAUGAACCUGAAGCUUCGGGAAAUUGCAACAUACAGUGCAGGUAGCUCCAAAAGUAUUGGCGGGACAUUCCAAUCAGCUGUUCCUACACGGCACUGGGGAGCAAAUGACAGUUCAUUUGCUGGAAGCAAAAAGCCUUUUUGGUAUGUAAGGCGGCCAUCAGCUAUUGCCGUGGAGACAACGAGUUACGCACUCCGAACACAAGUUUUGAACAAUGAUAUUGAGUAUUGCAACCCAAUCGUCAAUUGGUUGACAGAACAGAGAAACUAUGAUGGGGGUUUUGUUUCUACCCAGGAUACCAUCAUAGCUCUACAGGCGUUGGAAGAAUACACAAAGAUUACAGAAUCUGACCAACUGAAUUUACAGUGCCGGCUUGUUAAGGAUCAGUAUGAGCGACAUGUUUCCAUUAAUGAAAACAACGCAUUGCAUCAUCAAGAAGAAACACCUCCUGUGAAUGGAAACCUAAUUAUUGAGACAACAGGUACAGGGAUUGGACAGGCUCAGGUGGAAGUGCGCUACAACUCGGACGCUAAGACACCAAGAGAACAUUGUGCAUUUGACGUGGAAGCAAUUGCUACUAAAUGGGAUUCAACAGGCUGGAAGCCUGUCAACGGGCUGAUUGCCGUGCCAACCGAUGCUCCUGAAAAAGUGGGAGUUGAUGCUGAUUGUAAUAGGGAUAGAGUGGAUGGCCGAUGUGAAGAUGAGGCAAGUGCUGAUAUCGAUACAGAUAAUUCGCGAUCACGUAUUGGACGUUCUUCUACCAAAAGCAGCUAUAUUUUGGACAUUAGAGCAUGUACAAGGUAUCACGGGCAUGAAAAGACAGGUAUGUCAAUUAUUGAGGUUGGAAUUUACUCCGGAUUCAAGGCUAAGAAAGAAGAUUUAGAAUUGGUAAAACAAGAAGUUGACCUAGUGAAACGAUAUGAGGAACACGAUAGAGCAGUUGUUUUCUACUUGGACAGUAUCCCUCGUGAUGAACAAGUCUGUUUGAACUUCCGAGCAUCUAGAGAGAAGGUGGUAAGCGCCAUUCAACCUGUUGCUGUUAAUGUAUAUGAUUAUUAUGAACCAGAAGAGAAAUGUAGCGAUUUUUACCACCCUGUGGAAGGUAGUGAUCUGUUGAACCUGCUAUGCUCAGAUGCCGAAAUGUGUAUUUGUGCAACAGGAAACUGCGCCUUGUGCAAUUCAAAGAAGACUAAGAGCCAAUUGAAAACAGAUGCUUGUUCUCAAAAUAUAGAUUAUGCUUUUGAAGUGAGUGUCAUCAGCGCUUCAGACACGAAUGCGUUUAAUGUUUACAAUUGCUCUGUAGAAGUGAUCAAACCUGGUAUUGACGACAUCCAAGGAAACAUUGAUAUCAAAGGAAUUGCUUACAGGACUUUUUGGAAGUCUAAAAAGUGUAGAUGCCCAGAGAUUCAAGCUGGCAAGAAAUACCUAAUAAUGGGAGUUGAUGGAUUAAAAACCACCGAUAAAGACGGUUUCACAGUAUAUAAAUACAUAAUUGAUGAACAAGCAUAUGUUGAGUAUUGGCCUGGAGUUGGUAGAGUUGGGAGGCAAGCUAAGAAACGAUUGAAAAAAUUAAAUGGUUUGAAGAGUGACUUGAAAACAAACGGUUGUGCAGCUUAGGUCAAACAACUUGCAUUAUGUAAAUACAACAUGAAUUCUUCUCGCUUCUAUGCUUAAAUACCGUACUCGCGCGAAUAAGCGCCCUGUUUGAAUAAGCGCCACUCCUAACGUGAAAACUGUCUUAAGCGCUUUGUUUGAAUACCCCCCCCCC